Messenger RNA from Spea bombifrons (plains spadefoot toad), 3117 nucleotides. RefSeq names its product CREB3 regulatory factor (gene CREBRF). The record is from RefSeq and is a predicted model, not a curated record. Gene Ontology annotation, biological process: response to unfolded protein; regulation of transcription by RNA polymerase II. Bases 197 to 2215 code for a protein of 672 amino acids. The transcript has 9 exons. Gene Ontology annotation, molecular function: RNA polymerase II transcription regulatory region sequence-specific DNA binding; DNA-binding transcription factor activity, RNA polymerase II-specific. Gene Ontology annotation, cellular component: nucleus. NCBI's taxonomy places the organism in Eukaryota, Metazoa, Chordata, Amphibia, Anura, Pelobatidae.
CCGUCAGGAAGGAAAUAAACAAAACAAACCAAAAAGCAUGGAGACCGUAUUGGGGUUUGAUCGGCAACAACGGGGACCCUGAGCAUUCACUGGACGGUCCAAUCACUGCUGCCAGGAACCGCGUAAAACAUAUUCUUUGGAUGGGACGUCUGUGACUCCUUUUUCCUGUAUUUGGCAUACGGCGACGUUUUAUUGCAUGUAUAAUUUUCUUGCCACUGAUAACAAGGAAAAGCUGGAAAGAAGGCCCAAGGGGAGGCAAAAAAGGAAUUUAGGAUUUUGUCUGGAAGACCUGGGCUUUGAGAUGCCUCAGCCCAGUAUCAGCGGAAUGGACCCUCCUUUCGGGGAUGCGUUUCGAAGCCCUGCAUUCGCAGAGCAAUCUUUGAUGAGCACUGAUCUACUGGCAAGUAGCUCGGAUCCAGACUUCAUGUAUGAACUGGAUAGAGAAUUGGGCUAUCAGCAAAGUCCAACAGAGAACUUGCUGACACUGGAGGACUGCAGAGACUUUGAAAACUUGGAUUCCUUCACAGAUCUCUUUGAAACCAGUCCACCUUUGUGCUCCAAUUGGGAGCAGUGGGACACAUACUGCGAGGACUUGACCAAGUACACAAAGCUGACAAGUUGUGAAAUAUGGGGAACCAAAGAGGUGGAUUACCUUGGCCUUGAUGACUUCUCUAGUCCAUAUCAGGAUGAGGAGGUGAUCAGCAAAACACCCACACUUGCACAGCUUAACAGUGAGGACUCUCAAUCAGUCGCUGACUCUCUUUACAAUACAGAUGGAUUCUCAUGUCCCAAGAUGAGCUUUUUGCCAGCAAAGAAAAUUGCAUCUGCCAGGGCCACUGCUCCUGUGUGUUCAUCCAAAGCUACUGUUGUAGACGUGCCAUUGGCUGACUGGUCACAAAAGGCUGCUAAGCCAGUGGCCCCCACCCAGAUGGUGGUGAAGACUAAUGCAUGUGAAGAGAAAAUAAAUAUCCACGGAGAGUGCAAAGAUUAUGUGAAGAAAGCUAAGGUCAAAAUUAGUCCAGCGCUUCCUAGCCAGCUGUCGGCUACAGUCGUCUCAACUGAUGCAGCCAAAGAAAAUACUUGCUUUUGUGGUGCCGUGCCCAAAAAGCAGGAGAAGACAAGUGGGGAGCUCUCACUUGGACGAAAAAGUUGUGCUAUUCUGCCUUUCAAAGAGACUCAAAAACUUUUCUGCCCACCACCAAAUGUGACAACAAUUGGUGUGGGGGAUGGAAGUGUUGUUGUAGGUGCCUCAGUCUCUGACCCCUUGCAAAAAAAAGAGGAGCACAACUACUCCCUUUUUGUCUCCGAGGGGCUUACAGAGUCAGUAGUCAAGAGUGAGAGCCCACAGCAUGAAGAGGAUGAGGAGGAGGUUGAUUUUGAUGAGGAAGAUCACGAUGAGGGAUUUGGUAGUGAGCACGAACUAUCAGAGAAUGAAGAAGAGGAGGAGGAAGAGGAGGAAGAAGAAGACGACUAUGAGGAUGAUAAGGAUGAUAUCAGUGAUACAUUUUCUGAAGCAGGCUGUGAAAAUGAUGCAGUGGAAGAUUUGAAAGGGAUCACUGCUGUGUCUUCAAGGAAACGAGGGAAGAGGCGGUACUUCUGGGAAUAUAGCGAGCAGCUCUUGCCUCCUCAUCAGGACGGGAUGCUGAGACCAUCUGAAUGGAAUAGGGAUACCCUCCCCAGUAACAUGUACCAGAAGAACGGCUUGCAUCAUGGCAAGUACACCGUGAAGAAGUCUCGCAGGACAGAUGUCGAGGACCUUACUCCUAACCCAAGGAAGCUCCUGCAGAUUGGUGGCGAGUUGCGUAAACUAAACAAAGUUAUCAGUGACCUGACGCCUGUGUCUGAACUUCCUGUCAAUGCCCGGCCACGAUCCCGCAAGGAGAAAAACAAGCUGGCUUCAAGAGCUUGUCGUCUAAAGAAGAAAGCUCAGUAUGAGGCCAACAAAGUCAAACUCUGGGGUCUGAAUACUGAAUAUGAUAACUUGCUGUAUGUGAUCAAUACAAUCAAGCAGGAAAUCAUGAGCCGGAUUCAGAUUCCUUGGGAGGAAUGGUCUUCCAGCAUGGAACAGAAACUGGAGAUGCUUAUUAAAGAUACGUUGGGAUCACCAGUUGGUUGUCAGACCUCUGAAUUUGUAAAUCAGGUUUUGGAGAAGACCUCCGAAGGAGACCCAACUGGUGGCCUUGUGGGGCUGCGUAUACCCACCUCAAAGGUGUGACCACCUCCCAUCACAGCCAGCAUCGAUGUCCGGUCCUCCCAAGUCUUCUGAAUCUCUAGUGUAACAUUUUUCAUUCAGUUUUUUGCAUGUAUAUCCUCCUGUCAGUUAUUAUGGUUAAUUUAUUAUUAUUAUUUGUAGACAGACUUCAUAGUCUUAGAAAGCAAGUUAAACAAAAUAUAAGCAUACAGGGAGGACUCCAUGCAUGAAACAGUCGUUCUUCACAAGGUCAACAACUGAAAAAGCCUUGUUAUAUUUGUCUCUUUCUGUUUUAGAUUCAGAAACUGAUGCAUUAAGUUACUAUAGUGAGCUAAUGCCAAAAUUAGCUAGUGGAUGCUUUUGAGCACAAUUUUUUUGUUGUUGUGGAAGGCACUAUUUCACACCUGAUUCUGCUGGGAUUUUGGUGAUACAAAUCUACUCUGUCCACAGAAGACAUAUAUUAUUUUUUUGGUUUAAGGUCUUAGCUAAAGGGCCCAACGUCAUAUAGUCUAGCAUAAGUACAGCUGUUGUAAAAACUAGUACUAAAUACAGAGCGUCAAAUUCUUGCGAUUAUGGAAAUGUUUGUCGCAAGCAACACUAUCAUUUAAAGAAAACUUAUCUUCGUGCCUUGUACUAUUUGGAGUGGGAAGACACUUCUACAGCUUAAAGCCGUUAAAAUUGUUUUUUUCUAUGCUUUUAAAAAAGUGGAAAAAAAACCACAACAAAAAAAAAAAAUUGUAGUGUAGUGGGCAAAAAUUCCUAAUACAGUAUAUAAGUAUAGGGUAAAGCUUAAGUGUGCAAACUCCCUGUGACAUCCUUUUUUUUUCUGAAUGUACAUAGAAACAAAUGUAGAUACGUGCCACAGAGUCUGUGAAUUGUAUAGAUGUUAAAACAAAACAAAAAAAAAAAAGAAAAAAAGAGAAAAA